Molecule: messenger RNA, 777 nt
Organism: Mesorhabditis spiculigera
Lineage: Eukaryota; Metazoa; Nematoda; Chromadorea; Rhabditida; Rhabditidae
Source: the annotation of a GenBank genome assembly
AUGCGUCUAAAGCACCUUUUCGUAAUUGUCACUACGCUGGCGAUUGUGGAAUGCGGUGCCAUCUGGGAUUCCGUCGACCGCGUAUGGAAAACUACCGGCGCGACCCGUGGUUUGCCCACAACUCCCGGAAACUGCAUCCCGAAACAACCUACAACCUACCCGCCUGCCUCAAUUACCUUCGAGCGGCAAUAUCAAUUGAGGCAAGGACCAGGAACCUUGAUGACGACGUUUACGACCAUGAUGGAUUGCUUUAACGCCUGCUACAGCAACAGCAAUUGCACAACUAUGUGGUUUGCAGGCUAUAAUCGUAGCUGCACGCACUACCCUUACACGAUGAAAUGGUACAACUACAAUCAGACGGUAAAAAAUGCAGAAUAUGUCUACACGAAGCGCUAUGGCGCCUUGGUAAAUGAUCCCCGGCAAUACACGAUCGUAAAUCCAUUGAUUACCAUUCGACAAAAGUUCGUGGGAACAGCAAUGACCAUUAAGUUCAAUUCCUCGUUGAACGCCGAUGGUCCUGUAUCUCUCUGCGUCGCAUGGCGACCAGCCAUGAAAUGCAAACUGCAGGCAUAUAUGUUGGUUCUCGGCACCUUACAACCACAUGCUAAUAAAAAUCCUGCAUUUUUCCUAUCGACUGAAAAAACCAGUGAAUGCGGUUCUUUCAAGGAAAUCUACGAAAAAAAUGCAGGCAAUGGAUUAUAUCAGUAUUCCAAUGAUAAUUCCACCACUGGUUGGGCGAAACUCGAUGGUAUCUUUUCAUGGGACGUUUCCCUAUGU